AUGGCAUCAUCUACCGAUGAGAACAAUCAAAAAGUGCUCUUGUGUCAACUUUACGAAAGUACCCAACUGUUAACCCAACUUGGUGUACUUAUUUCUGAUGGUCUUCAACGUCUUGCUUCUGCCCAAGGUAUUUUUCAGCAUUUAUUUACAAGUUCAGCAUUUAUUCGAUUAUUACUGAUUCAUAUAAUAGGAAGUGAAUAA
Dracunculus medinensis (Guinea worm) is the source of this 201-nucleotide messenger RNA. The record is from the annotation of a GenBank genome assembly. Lineage: Eukaryota; Metazoa; Nematoda; Chromadorea; Rhabditida; Dracunculidae.